AUGUCUUCGGAACAUCAACAACAGUCUCAUCAUUCGAGCCACCAACAGCAACAUACCGUGCCAGUGACAUCUUACACGCCCAGCCGAAAAAUACUGCUGUCACUUUUUGCGCUAGUGGUAGCUGUACUCAUAGCAGCUCUCAUCGACCCGGCCAAUCUGUAUAUCCUCCGCCGCUUUUCUUCGCGGGUUGUUCGAUCUGCGACGACCGUGACAGCUUCUGCGACAGGAUCGAACGUGAAGGCUGAUACAAAGAUCAAAUCUGGAUCUUCUUCCAUUAUGAAGACACCUGUUUACUUUCUUAGCCAUGGCGGGCCCAAUGUCAUGUAUGAAACGGGCCACCCGGCGUAUAAGAAACUAGGAUCCAUCGGCAAGGAAAUCACGACGAAAGUCAAGCCCGAUGCUGUGGUUGUUUUCUCUGCGCAUUGGCAGGGUGGUCGGGAUGAGAUUUAUGUGAAUACGGCCGAGAUGACGGAUUUGAUUUAUGAUUUCUACGGCUUCCCGGAUCACUACUACGAUGAGAAAUACCCGAACGUCGGAAGCCGGAAAGUCGCAGAUCAAGUCCUAGCCGCACUGAGCGAUGCGGGUAUUGAGGCGAAGGGCGUGAAGCGUGGACUGGACCAUGGUGUUUGGGCUAGUUUCAAGUGCGCCUUCGAACCAGAAACAAACCCCCUAAACGUACCGAUCGUGCAAGUCUCCCUCUUCAACUCCGAAGACCCAGACCAACACUACCGCCUCGGCCAAGCAGUCUCGCACCUGCGCGAGAAGAACAUCCUCAUUAUCGUUUCGGGAAUGUCGGUGCACAACCUGCGCGAUCUGCGCUUCACGAGAGGUGGUAAUGCGCCCCCGUUGCCGUAUGCGGUUAGUUUCGACGAGGCGUUGAAGGAGGCUGUUGUGUCUGAUCCGGUGGAGCGGCAGGGUAAGAUGGCGAAGCUGCUUGAUCGACCUGAUGCGAGACAGGCGCAUCCUUCCUUUGAUCAUUUGCUUCCUAUUCAUGUGGGUGCGGGUGCGGCGGGUGAUGAUUUGGGGAAGAGAUUGUGGACGCUUCCUGAGGGGAGUAUGAGUUGGGCGCAGUUUCGAUUUGGAGACGUGAAUGCUAGUAGUUCGUUGUAG
Molecule: messenger RNA, 1110 nt
Organism: Penicillium cosmopolitanum
Lineage: Eukaryota; Fungi; Ascomycota; Eurotiomycetes; Eurotiales; Aspergillaceae
Product: DODA-type extradiol aromatic ring-opening family dioxygenase
Exons: 4
Coding region: 1-1110 (369 amino acids)
Molecular function (GO): oxidoreductase activity, acting on single donors with incorporation of molecular oxygen; zinc ion binding; ferrous iron binding
Source: RefSeq, a predicted model, not a curated record